AUGCUUUCAUUACAAUCAUCAUCAUCGCUACUUAAUCGAGCAUCGUCCUCUCCUUGUCUAUCAUUCAAUCGAAUCAAAUGCGGUAUCAAUUUACCAAAAUUAUCAAGAAUUUCCUUAUUCUCAGUUCAAAAAGCAUUUAAUAGAUGUAUUGUAAUAAAGGAAAAAACCUCAACAAUAUUGCAAAAGAAUAUUGGAAGCAUAAAUGAAGAUGAUAAUGUUGAUGAAAAUUUAUACAAUUUUACAAACUCUAAUAUUGCUACUAUUAAACUCUAUGCAAUCUUAGAAGCAGUACGUGACAGAAUUGAAAUGCAUAACAACAUAGGACAACAACGUGACAAUUGGAACAUUCUUUUAUUAAACUCAAUCAACAUGAUAACACUCACUGCUUCAACCAUGUCUGCUAUUGCAUCUUGCUCUGAAUCUGAUGAUAAACCUCUUUUGGCUUUGAAACUAUCUUCUUCUCUGUUGUUCUCUUUCGCCACCGGAAUGUUACUUGUCAUGAACAAAAUCCAACCUUCACAACUUGCAGAAGAACAACGGAACGCUACAAGACUCUUUAAACAGCUUCAUUCACAAAUCCAAACAAAAAUCUCACUUGGUAAUAGUAAUCAUACUGAAGGUGAUGUAAGUGAUGCAAUUGAGAAAGUUUUGGCUAUUGAUAAAGCUUAUCCACUUCCUUUGUUGGGAGGAAAAAUGAUAGAGAAAUUUCCAUCCAAAUUUAAAGCUUCUUGUUGGUGGCCAUGUCAUAGGAAAAUAACUAGAGUGAAUUGCAAUAAGAUAGAGAGUAAUAUUAAUGGGUGGGAUUUGGAGUUGGAGAAUUUGAUGAAGGAGAUUAUUGAAGUGGUGAAGAGAAAAGAUAUUGAAGAUUAUGAGAGAUUGGGAAAUAUGGCAUUAAAGAUUAACAAGAGUUUAUCUAUUUUAGGACCUUUGUUAACAGGAAGUGCUGCCAUAGGGUGUUUCUUUGUAGGUGGUGAUGGAAUGCUGGUGAAUUUCAUUCCUGUUUUUGGUGGCGGUUUGGCUACUGUUGUCAACAGUUUUGAGCAUGGAGGACAAGUUGGUAUGGUGUUUGAAAUGUAUAGAAACUGUGGUGGAUAUUUUGAGCUUUUGGAAGAGAUGGUGGAAGAAACUAUUGAAGAGAGAGAUUUGAAUAAGAGAGAAAAUGGAGAGGUGUUCGAAAUGAAAAUGGCUUUGUCUUUGGGAAGAAGUGUAAUAGAGAUGAGAGAACUUGCCUCAAAAUCUGCUUCAUGUCGUGUUGAAGAAUGUGAGAUAGAUGAAUUUGCCAACAAACUCUUCUGA
This is a messenger RNA of Lathyrus sativus (Indian pea), 1296 nucleotides long. NCBI's taxonomy places the organism in Eukaryota, Viridiplantae, Streptophyta, Magnoliopsida, Fabales, Fabaceae. The record is from the annotation of a GenBank genome assembly.